Messenger RNA from Chanos chanos (milkfish), 1531 nucleotides. RefSeq names its product protein TsetseEP. The coding region runs from base 90 to 989 and encodes 299 amino acids. The record is from RefSeq and is a predicted model, not a curated record. The transcript has 2 exons. Lineage: Eukaryota; Metazoa; Chordata; Actinopteri; Gonorynchiformes; Chanidae.
AGCUUGUGCGCGCUGAGAGAAGAAGCCCGAGCCCGACGCCACAAUCUCGAGUCUACGGUCGUCCACCGUCCACAAAACACGGGAGCAGCAUGGGAGCCAAGUUUAGCCGGAGGAAGAGUGAGGCAACUGCAGAGGUGUCUGCGGCAGCAGCGUCAGAGGUGGCGGCGGCAGAUGAGACAGUAAAGGCAGAAGCUUCCCCUGUGACAGAGAGCAUCAAUGAAAAACCUGCUGAACCAGAACCAGAGGCCCCGGUCCCUCAGGCAGCUCCAGCUCCGAGUCCUCCCACAGAGGAGAGUCCUGGAGCGGCCACACCACCCCCCUCCACAGAUGCAGCGCCUCUGGAGGUUAUUUCUCAAGCUGUAGAGGAGACAGUCAAUGUGGUUACAGAAAAGGUCUCCAGCGCUCUGGGUGAUGUCAUCAGUGGGGGUAUUGGGGCCGUGGAAACUGCCAUGUCAGCCCUGAAUGUGAAGGAGGAAACACCUGUUGUCACGGAGACAGAGCCCGAACCAAUCCGUGAGCCUGAACCAGAGCCUGUCGCCGUGGUGACAGAGCCUGAGCCAGUCCCAGAACCAGAACCAGAACCAGAACCAGAACCAGAACCUGAGCCUCUUGUUGUUCUGUCAGAAGAAGUCUCUGCUCUGAAAGAGGACAGCCCUGCCCCAGAGCCGGCCGCCGUGUCCGACUCCUCCUAUCUGGAUGACCUGCUGACCGCUCAGCCAAUCACAGAGUCUCUCGUCCCUGAGCCAGUUGAAGAUGACCAACCAGCAGCUUUGGACAGCGUGCAGAUGACCAGUCAGAUGCUAGAGGAGGCGGAGUUGGACAUCCCCAUGGCAACAGAGAGCAGGGAUUUGUGGGAAUGCGUGGAUAAGGAGGCAUCUCCAGCUGAACUUCAGGACUCUGGACUACACCUUCAUCCCAGUGACAACACGUUUGGCAUCGAUGACAACGUCGUCAGCAUGGAGCCCAACACUGUCUCUGACCUCAUCUAAACAACCAAUGCAGGGCAAGGGAGGAAAGGUUAAAAAAAGAUUCCAGGUGAAAUAAAAGUACUUUAAGGGACUAUGGUGCAAGCUCUUAAGACCUAGAAGAUGUUCCAGAAAUAGUGAAAAUUGUGUCUAAUCAAGAUAUACAGAAACGUCUGUUACAGAAGUAAUGAAACGUGUUGAUUUUUUGUUUGUUUUAAGGUUUUAAAAAGCAAAGGGAAUUCUGUGAAACCACUGGUACUGAAGAAGUAGGCAAGAAAGACAAAACUCCAUCGCUAAAGCAGGCAGACAGGUAAACGAGACGGACACUCAACCGCUGAAGCAGGCAGAGAGACAGGCAAGGGAGUGAAAGACAGGCAAGCUCUCUUUCACUCUGUAAAAAAAGCCAAACAGAUAAAAACGGUUUUAAACGUAUAUAAGUGUGGAGAAGGAGUGGGUUUUAAAAUAUGCUAAACUGAACCAGUCUCUUUCUCAUAGUCCUCUAUGUGCUCUGUGUCUAUGUAUGCGUGUGAAGAGGCCUUAAGAUGUUUCUCUGACCGAGAAAAGGC